GCAGUAUUUGUGUCUGUUUCAGAGUUAGCCGAUUGGAAUAAUAACAAAAAAUGAAGGUUGAGAACAACAAGGGCUCGAACUCCACCACCGACAACUCCAUUCUCCACCCGGACCACAGCUUCGAGACGAGGGCCAUCCACGAUGGACAGAGUCCCGACCAAUGGAGUUCGGGCAUCGUCAUACCGCCCAUCCACACCGGAUCCACCUUCAAGCAGGCCGAUCCUGUCGUGCAAGGGGAAUAUUUCUACGGGAGAAGUGGAAAUCCUUCCAGAACUGUAUUGGAGACCUGCAUCGCCAGCCUGGAUAAAGCGAAAUACGCCCUGACUUUUUCAACCGGAAUGGCAGCCGUCGCUGCUGUAGGGUCUCUCCUCAAAGCGGGCGACCACGUCAUAUUGGGGGAUGAUCUCUAUGGUGGAACUUACAGCUACUUCAAGAACAUCGCUGUAGACCAUGGAGUCGAAGUAGAAUUUGUGGACACUGCAAUUAUCGAAAACGUUGAAAAAGCCUUCAAACCAAACACCAAGAUGGUUUACGUGGAAAGCACCACCAACCCAUUGCUUAGAGUUAUGGACAUACCACGUUUAGCAGCUGCAGUUAAAUCAGAAUCUCAUCACAUCAUGUUAGCAGUGGAUAACACCUUCUUGACCCCAUAUCUUCAGAACCCUCUUUUGAUGGGAGCAGACAUAGCUAUUUAUUCUUUAACUAAAUAUAUGAACGGACAUUCUGACACCAUCAUGGGCGCUACAACGACUAGCGAUGAUGAGAUAUAUAAAAGAUUGACGCUGAUACAACACAUUGCAGGUCCAGUCCCAUCUUCUUUUGACUGUUAUCUCGUAAACCGAGGUUUGAAAACUUUAUCAAUAAGAAUGGACAGACAUAUCGAAAAUGCAACGAAAGUUGCCAAAUUCUUAGAGCAGCAUCCCCUUGUCGAAAAAGUCCUAUAUCCUGGUUUGGAAUCGCAUCCCCAAUAUAAAUUAGCGCAGAGAUUAUGGCAUGGGCCAUCGGGGAUAGUUUCUAUUUACCUAAAAGGCGACCUGGAGUUGAGCAAAGCAUUUUUAAAAGCUUUAAAAAUUUUCGCUCUUGCUGUAAGUCUGGGAGGAUUUGAAUCGCUAGUUCAAUUGCCAACAACAAUGUCCCAUGAAGAUAUGCCGAGAGAAUUGAAAGAACAGUUAGGAAUCACUGAUAACUUGAUUAGAUUUUCUAUCGGCCUGGAAUCAGCUACAGACCUAAUUAAGGAUAUUGACCAGGCGCUGAAAGUAGCUGCCAACUUCUACACGCCUUCAUAAUUUAAAAUUAUUCAAUUCUACUAAGUAUGGAUAUAGUUUAUUUUUCUCUUCUAAGAGAUUUAUUAUAUGAAUUACGAUAUUAUAUUAUUUAUUAUAUUUUAUUAAAUUUAUUAUAUUAUAUGAUAUUAUAUUAUUUAUUUCUAUAUAUUUGAGAAAUAAUAUUUGAAAGGGUUUAAAAAUUAUUUAUAUUUAUAUUAUUAGUUUUUUAAGAAAUGAUGAAAGAUUUGUUUUCAUAAAGAAUAUUGUUUAUUUAAUUUCUUUAGACUGAAACUGUGGAACAGCACUGAACCAAAGAAAUUAAAACUAAUAUUUUUUUAUUAGACAAUAUGAAUAAUGUAUUUUUAUUUAUAAAUACUUAUACAAUACACUAGCUACUUAAUUAGGUUACUGUAUGUCUCCUUUAAAAAGUGAAAUUAUAUUUUAUUAUGAAAAGCAUGUAAUUAAGAUAUAAUAAAGAAACAUAAAACAAAU
Nezara viridula (southern green stink bug) is the source of this 1757-nucleotide messenger RNA. The record is from the annotation of a GenBank genome assembly. Lineage: Eukaryota; Metazoa; Arthropoda; Insecta; Hemiptera; Pentatomidae.